AUGACUGUAAGCAGGCACCAAAUCUCCUCAAUUCACACAAAUGUUUGCCCUAACCGCCAUGGCUUGAAAACAGUAGAACUUGGUGUGACAGAAGCAGUCCAGAGACAUGCGUCUCGACAUGUUGUUGCCCCUAAACCCGUGUCGCAGCGAAAAUUGGACUUUGAGCAUGCCCGUCCACGAUGGCUGCGUGAGUGCAUGGCCGAAGCCACAGGAGUCUUCUUUUACGUUUUCCCUGGCAUUGCCUCUGUGGCUGCAUUUACGCUCAACGGCACUUCCCCAUUGGGAGUGACGGCAUUCGGCAGCUUAUUCCAGAUUGGCUGUGCAUUCGCACUUGGCAUUGCGUUUGCCAUUAUUACCUGUGCUCCGGUUUCUGGUGGUCAUUUCAACCCUGCCAUUACAAUUGCCCUGGCUAUAUGGCAGGGCUUCCCCAUCAAAAAGGUGCCAUACUAUAUAUUCAGUCAGAUAUUCGGAGCAUUUAUUGCUGGCCUACUGGUGGUCGGCAUGUACUGGACACAGAUUCAAGAAAUGAAAUCAGUCCUGCUUGAAAAGGGCAUGCCGCUGGUAGCCAACGGCGCACCGGCCAGCAUUCUUUGUUCGUUCCCAAACCCGGAUCAGACAAAUAUGGGCUAUGUGUUUUUGACAGAGUUCUUCGUUGAUUCCUUCAUUGCAAUCGUCAUUUGGGCCUGCAUAGACCCUGCAAAUCCAUUUGUCGCCCCUGCAGGUGCGCCCUUCGUCAUCGGCUUGGCAUAUGCGGCCAUGGUCUGGGGUUUCGCCGGCAUCACAAUCAGCACCAAUCUGGCUCGAGACCUUGGCACACGCAUUGUCGCUGCCAUCUUUUUUGGCAAGGAGGCCUUCACUUACAUGAACUACACCCCGAUUGCGGUUCUUGUGAAUAUCCCGGCCACAAUUUUUGCCACGGCCUACUACGAGCUUCUCAUGCGAGACAGUUUGAUGAACAUCACAAAGGGUCAUGCUGUACAUGAGUCCGGUGAUGAUGGGCUGAUGAGACAUCUGACCAAAACAGGUACUUUGGAUGAAAAGGAAUAA
This is a messenger RNA of Pochonia chlamydosporia 170, 1047 nucleotides long. Its product is annotated as glycerol uptake facilitator. The transcript has a single exon. The record is from RefSeq and is a predicted model, not a curated record. Gene Ontology annotation, biological process: water transport; glycerol transmembrane transport. Gene Ontology annotation, molecular function: water channel activity; glycerol channel activity. Lineage: Eukaryota; Fungi; Ascomycota; Sordariomycetes; Hypocreales; Clavicipitaceae. Gene Ontology annotation, cellular component: plasma membrane. Bases 1 to 1047 code for a protein of 348 amino acids.